Molecule: messenger RNA, 2032 nt
Organism: Populus trichocarpa (black cottonwood)
Lineage: Eukaryota; Viridiplantae; Streptophyta; Magnoliopsida; Malpighiales; Salicaceae
Product: cytochrome P450 81Q32
Exons: 2
Coding region: 448-1947 (499 amino acids)
Molecular function (GO): monooxygenase activity; heme binding; oxidoreductase activity, acting on paired donors, with incorporation or reduction of molecular oxygen
Source: RefSeq, a predicted model, not a curated record
AAUCUUCUUGCUAUUUUCUUUUCGGUUUUGUUGCUGAUUCCUCAUUCAGAACAUAUGCAGAGCAAAAAAGCUAGGCCGAUAUGAAUUGAUGGCUACUCAAUUUAUUUGGUCCUAUGACCAUUGUCUGCUUGAUAUUCACGGCCGUGUUUCAAAAUUUAGAGAUUAAUCCAUGGCCUUUUUUUCCACUUCUGAAAGUACUGCUUUCGGUAAUUUAUGGUCGUCUCUUAGUGUAGGUGGCCUUUGUAUGUCGACAUUUCAACUCAAAUUCAAAUCUAGACAAAGGUCGAGCUAGCAUGAUUGUUUCUUUGGCAGACUUGAUCAAAGGUAUAUACUUUAACAAGCUUCAACUGCGUUUCUUUUAUAAUCCACAGAUAGCUUCAUCAAGGCACAGGGUUUAACGUAAUACUCCUUCGAACGACGAGGAGAUUCGCCAUUGGCAAAUUGAUCAUGGCGACACUAUUUCUCUAUUUUCCUGUUUUUUUAGCCUUGUAUAUGAUCACAAGACACCUCCUAGACAAGAUCCAAAACCUCCCGCCUAGUCCAUUCCUUUCACUCCCGAUCAUUGGCCAUCUCUACCUGUUUAAGAAGCCAAUUUACAGGACCCUGUCCAAUAUAUCCAAUCGAUAUGGCCAGCUCGUUGUCUUGCUACGACUCGGAUCCCGUCGAGUCCUUGUUGUCUCAUCCCCCUCAAUAGCUGAAGAAUGCUUUACCAAAAACGACGUUGUCUUUGCUAACCGCCCUCGUCUACUCAUUGGAAAACACCUUGGUUACAACUGUACAAACCUGUUUUGGGCAUCCUACGGUGACCACUGGCGAAACCUUAGAAAGAUCGUGUCUAUUGAAGUCUUAUCUGCAUAUCGCCUCCAGAUGCACUCUGCCACACACCUAGAGGAGGUAAAAUGGAUGAUCGGCUGGCUCUUUCGUAAUCAGAACCAGGUGGUGGAUAUGAAGAAAGCAUUCCUCGAACUGACUCUGAACAUCAUCAUGCGGAUGAUAGCUGGAAAGAGGUAUUAUGGAGACGAUGUUUCUGAUGUGGAACAAGCACAAAGGUUUCGUGCGAUUCAUGCUGAGAUGUAUACGCUAAUUGGCCAAACCAUAAUCGGAGACUACGUACCAUGGAUUAAAUCAAAGAAGAUGGAGAAGAGAUUGAUAGAGUGCCGAGUGAAGAGGGACAGUUUCAUGCAGUGCUUGAUCGAAGAACAAAGGAGAGUACUUUUGGAGAGUGAUUGUUGUGGUGAAAGGAAAAGGACUAUGAUUCAGGUUCUGCUUUCAUUGCAAGAAACCGAACCUGAGUAUUACACGGAUGAUAUUAUCAAAGGGCUUAUGCUGGUGCUCCUAUUUGCAGGAACAGACACUUCAUCUAGUAUAAUGGAAUGGGCACUUUCACUCCUGCUCAACCAUUCGGAAGUCCUCCUGAAGGCUCAAAAAGAAAUCGACGAGUAUAUCGGACCUGAUCGUCUAAUUGAUGAAGCCGAUCUUGCCCAACUUCCUUACCUCCGAAGCAUCAUAAAUGAAACACUAAGGAUGUACCCACCAGCUCCACUGCUAGUACCUCAUGAAUCAUCAGAGGAAUGUCUGGUUGGAGGUUUCCGCAUUCCACAUGGCACUAUGCUAUUUGUGAACAUGUGGGCCAUACACAAUGAUCCUAAAAUCUGGUUGGACCCAAGGAAAUUCAGGCCUGAUAGAUUUAAUGGCCUGGAGGGGGCUAGAGAUGGUUUUAGGCUGAUGCCUUUUGGGUAUGGCAGGAGGAGCUGUCCUGGAGAAGGCUUGGCCUUAAGAAUGGUGGGGUUGGCAUUGGGCUCGCUGAUUCAGUGUUUUGAGUGGCAGAGAAUUGAUGAUAAAUCGGUGGAUAUGACCGAGAGGCCUGGUUUCACCAUGGCAAAGGCCCAGCCAUUGAAAGCCAUAUGUCGGCCACGCCUAAGCAUGCUCAAACUUUUUUCUCAGUAAGUAUUCAGGGUAUUGUAUUUAAGAGUAUGAUAACUUUGCGUUAUCUGAAAAAAAUAUUAAAUUAAUAUUUUUUAAUGGUUUUUUA